AAAAUCACGAAAAACGAAAAAUAGACGGGAGAGGUUGGUCGCCAUUGUUCUUAGAUCGAAGUUUUCCUUGUGGAAAAGUUGUUAUUUCGUGUGUUUUAGGUUGCUCGCGUGUGCGUUUCAUCUAGUGACUUUCCUUCCUCGAUAAGUUUUGUGCCGUUUGCAUCGAAAUUCGCUCGCGAAGAGGCCAAGUGCGUUUGUGAAAGUGUAAAAACAAAUUUAGAGAAAUCAUCAACAGCAGCAAAAUGACGGCGAUGAGCCCCGAAUACGAUUAUUUAUUCAAAUUACUGUUGAUCGGUGAUUCUGGUGUGGGAAAAUCUUGCCUCCUGCUACGAUUUGCUGAUGAUACAUACACAGAGAGCUACAUCAGUACUAUUGGAGUAGACUUUAAAAUUAGAACAAUUGAAUUGGAUGGCAAGACUAUCAAGUUGCAAAUCUGGGAUACAGCCGGCCAGGAGCGUUUCCGAACGAUUACUUCGUCCUACUACCGUGGCGCUCAUGGUAUUAUAGUCGUAUAUGACUGCACAGAUCAAGAAUCCUUCAACAAUGUGAAACAGUGGCUAGAAGAAAUCGAGCGUUACGCUUGUGAAAACGUUAAUAAAUUACUUGUAGGCAACAAAUGUGAUUUAACUACAAAGAAAGUCGUCGAACAUACUACUGCUAUGGAAUAUGCAAAUCAAUUAGGCAUUCCAUUCCUCGAGACGUCCGCUAAGAAUGCGACAAAUGUGGAACAAGCGUUCAUGACAAUGGCGGCUGAAAUUAAGAAUCGCGUUGGCCCACCAUCCAGUGCAACGGAGACGGCUAGUAAAGUGAAGAUCGAAUCCGGACGUCCAGUUGAAAGCAACAAGUCGGGCUGUUGCUGAAGCAGAGGCUUAAUUAUGUACGCCUUAAUAUACAUUUUUGUCGCAAAACAAACUAUGCGAAAAACACAACAUUUUCAAAUGAAACUGCAACCGAAAUGAGGAGACAUAAUCCUUUUUCCAAAAAAAGAUAAAUUAUAUAAACAAUAAAUUAAAUUUAAAUAAAAGAAUAAUGAACCGUUGAUAAAAAAUAAACGAGACACUGAGAAGGAAAAAGCAGAGUAAACUAUCUGAAACAUGAAAUCUUGUGUUUUCUGUUCACUCGCAAAAUACACCAACAAAACAUCAACUUAGAAGGAAAAACUGGAUCAGAUUCUUAGUAUUUUAUUUAAUAUACAUAAAAUAGAGAAAUUUAUUUUUUUGUUAUAACUUUGUAUGCGUUUUACUUUUCUUAUACAUGUAUAUGUACGUGCGAAUAGACUCCUAACCCCACACACUUUGAUUACAACAACAAACGAAUGGAAAACAUCAAAUAUUCAGAUCUAAUGGAACAUUAUGAAACGCAUGUUUCCAGCUGAGCAGAUUUUCGCCUCCCACUUAAUAUGAAAUUAUUAAUAUUUUAAUAAAAAAUAUAAAAAAAAGAAACAAAUGGCAAAUUUAAGACAUUUAUAAUUUAUAUAGUAUCGUAAAAAAAUUAAUUAUAAAAUGAGGAAAAAAAUGGAAUAUAGUGAAGUUAAACGUA
Molecule: messenger RNA, 1539 nt
Organism: Hermetia illucens (black soldier fly)
Lineage: Eukaryota; Metazoa; Arthropoda; Insecta; Diptera; Stratiomyidae
Gene: Rab1
Product: ras-related protein Rab-1A
Exons: 6
Coding region: 243-860 (205 amino acids)
Molecular function (GO): GTPase activity; GTP binding
Source: RefSeq, a predicted model, not a curated record